AAGACUCAUCCUCAACCUUCUUGACUCUCUCUAGUCUUCUCUACAAAUUUUACAUGUGUAUCUAUAUAAACCCUAACACCAUUUUUCAUCAUCAAAAAAACUCAAAGUGCUAAACAAUCACACUACACAAUCAACAUCCAAAAUUUUAUUGACUAGUAACAAGUUUAAAGAAGAAACAGAGUAAAUGGCUUCAAAGGCAAUCCUGGGCUGCAUGGCUUCUCCUUUGCUUUCUUCGCAUUCUUCUUCUAAAACUUCUCCGAAAAGCUCUGUUUUCUUUCCGAAACCUUCUAGCUUCGUUCACAAUGUGAAGCUAAGGCCUCGAAAAACUAGGGUUCAAGCUGCUCAAGAUGGAGGAGAUGGUAAAGAGAGUGCGGUAGAAGUUCACCGUACUUCCAGUCCACAGAACAAUAACGAGGUAACUUCCGUUCAACAACGAUCACGGCCUUUGGCACCCAGUAUCUCGCCUUUCGGUUUAUUGGAUCCGCUUUCUCCAAUGAGGACAAUGAGACAAAUGAUGGACACCAUGGACCGGAUGUUCGAGGAUGCAUUUUCGACAUCUCUGAUGCCCGGGACAAUGGACGUGCGGUCUCCCUGGGACAUUCAACAGACCGAAAACGAAAUUCGAAUGAGGUUCGACAUGCCUGGCCUUUCUAAAGAAGACGUGAAUGUCACAAUUGAGGAUGAUGAUGUCCUUGUUAUCAAAGGGAAUUACAAGAAAGAAGAGAGUGGCGACGGAGAUGGAUCCUGGCGGAACCAGAGUUAUAGUAGCUACAAUUCGCGGCUUCAGCUGCCUCAGGACUGCGAGAAAGACAAGAUCAAAGCAGAGCUCAACAAUGGGGUGCUUCUCAUUACAAUCCCCAAGGCUAAAGUUGAACGCAAAGUGGUUAAUGUUAACAUCGAGUGAUUUGUGAUGCUUGUGAAAACAUGAGGCUUAAUUAUCUGUCUGUAUAUUUUGGUCUUUUUUUUUUGUCUCCGUAAUCUUGAAUAAAUACUUUAUGAUGAGGCUUGUAAAAAUUAUCAUGUGAAAUGUUGGGUUUUCCCCUA
This is a messenger RNA of Daucus carota subsp. sativus, 1044 nucleotides long. Its product is annotated as small heat shock protein, chloroplastic. The transcript has 2 exons. Lineage: Eukaryota; Viridiplantae; Streptophyta; Magnoliopsida; Apiales; Apiaceae. The coding region runs from base 185 to 904 and encodes 239 amino acids. The record is from RefSeq and is a predicted model, not a curated record. Gene Ontology annotation, biological process: response to heat.